Messenger RNA from Chelonus insularis, 1483 nucleotides. Its product is annotated as solute carrier family 25 member 40-like. Gene Ontology annotation, cellular component: mitochondrion. Lineage: Eukaryota; Metazoa; Arthropoda; Insecta; Hymenoptera; Braconidae. Gene Ontology annotation, biological process: mitochondrial transmembrane transport. The record is from RefSeq and is a predicted model, not a curated record. The transcript is spliced from 6 exons. Bases 270 to 1364 code for a protein of 364 amino acids.
GAAUCAAUCCGAAUUGCCCGAAAUGCCAUGUGUGUUACACAAUAAUAAAAGAGUAUUUGUUGUGAUUGGCAUUAUCAAAUUAUUAAUUUGUUUAGAAAACGAUUAAAAAGACUUUUCAUCAUUCAAAUUUGUUUAAUAUGAAUUUUAUUUUAUCAAAGCAAGAUAUUAAUUAUAAUUGUUACACGUGUCGAUAAAUAAUUUCCAGUUUCAAGAGCCAAUUGUAUUGUCAGUAUUCAGAAACACCGGCCAUCCAAUCAGGUUAAGAAAAAAUGAGUAUCUUAAAUAAAAAUUUGGAUAUAGACUUUGAUGAUCCGAAAUUCCGUAUCAAACCAUACCAACAAAUGAUUGCUUCUUGUACUGGAGCAUUAAUUACUUCAGUAUUUGUUACACCAUUAGAUGUUGUAAAAACUCGUUUACAAGCUCAACAAAAGGCAAUGUUGUCCAAUAAAUGUUUUUUAUAUUGUAAUGGUUUAAUGGAUCAUCUUUGUCCUUGUAAUGGUAAGAUGCCCACAUGGUUGAAAGAAAAUGAAAAAUUUAAUGGCACAAUAGAUGCAAUGAUAAAAAUAGGAAAAAAAGAAGGAAUUUUUUCUUUGUGGAGUGGUUUAAGCCCAACUCUUAUACUUGCUGUACCUGCUACAAUAGUAUAUUUUGUUUCUUAUGAACAAUUACGAAUACAUAUCAAGGAUUACUACAAUACAAAACUUAACACUGAUAAUAAUAGUAAUAAAAAAGAUCAACCAUUCUGGAUACCGAUGUUAGCUGGGAGUACAGCUCGUGUAUGGGCAGCUACAUUAGUAAGCCCUUUGGAAUUGGUUAGAACUAAAAUGCAAUCCCAGAAAUUGAGCUAUCGAGAAAUUGGUGAAGGUUUAAAAACUGUAAUCAAGUAUGGUGGAGUAUCUGGGCUAUGGAUGGGAUUGAGCUCUACUUUAUUUCGUGAUGUACCUUUUAGCGCCAUUUACUGGUGUAAUUAUGAAACGAUUAAGAAAAUGGUUCCACAGACUCAACAUACUUUUAGUUUUAAUUUAUUUGCAGGUGCAACAGCUGGUUCUAUUGCGGCAUUUAUUACAAUUCCUUUCGAUGUAGUUAAAACUCAUCGGCAAAUCGAAAUGGGUGAACGAGAGAUUUAUUCAGAUAAACCCGGACGUAGCAGUGAUACUAUAAGUAUAAUUAAAAGAAUUUAUAGACAAAGUGGAGUACAGGGUCUUUUUACUGGUCUAAUUCCUCGAUUAAUUAAAGUAGCACCAGCUUGUGCGAUUAUGAUAGCAACGUAUGAGCAUGGUAAAAGAUUUUUCUAUUCGUACAACCGAGAUAUUGUCUUUGAAAAUGACGUACAUUUGAUGCAAAAUUAUCGUGAUAAUUCGUGAAUAGAUAUUACCAACAAUUCCUAUGUAAAAAGUCCUUGACUUAAAUUUAAAAAAUGAACGUUGUAAAUAAUCUAUGAUGUAACAUUACAAUAAGAAUAAACAUUUUCAUUGAUUAUAAA